CUGGGAAGCGUAGCCUGCUGAAAAUAUCUUGCCCCUGCCUCGCCACUCUGCCUUGCCCCCCCGCGACGCUGGGAUGCAGAACCCUAGCAGCAAUCACCCUGCCCCAGCCGCGGCCGCGGCCGCGGCGGGGAAAUCCAAGUCCUCGGCGCAGACCACGGCAGCAGCCUCGGGCCAGGGCCAUCAGCCGUCCCCGGCCACGCCUGCGGCUGCCAAGUCCAAGUCCUCGGCCGCGGCAGGGGCCUCGGGCCACGGUCAUCACUCCUCCCCGUCCACGCCGGCGGCCGGCAAGUCCAAGUCCUUGGCGCAUGCCGCGGCGCCGGGCCAGGCGUCCUCCUCCAACCAACCCCACGCCAUCGGCGGCGCUGACGCAGCCGGAUCGAGCCUUAAGCGCAAGCGCGGCGUCUUCCAGAAGGACCUGCAGCACAUGAUGUAUGGGUUUGGGGACGAUCCGAAUCCACUUCCAGAAACAGUUGCACUUGUGGAGGACAUUGUUGUAGAAUAUGUUACUGACCUCGUCCACAAGGCUCAGAAUGUGGCUUCAAAGAGGGGGAAGCUAUUGACAGAGGAUUUUCUUUACCUUAUCCGGAAGGAUAUGCGGAAAUUGCACCGUGCUACUGAGCUACUCUCCAUGAAUGAAGAACUCAAGCAAGCACGGAAAGCUUUUGAUGUGAACGAAGAAACACUUGUAGUAACCAAUGAGUGAUAUAUACCUCCUCGAGCAGCCGUAGAGACUACCAUAUUAUCUGCAAAAUUGCACUAACUGGUCAUACGAUGCAUAUUGCUCCAGUUGGAUCUCAGUGAGCAUUGAUUUGUAUAUGGAGUACUAUUAUGUUGCAGAAGAGUUUGUUUCCUGUCAA
Messenger RNA from Hordeum vulgare subsp. vulgare (domesticated barley), 857 nucleotides. RefSeq names its product transcription initiation factor TFIID subunit 13. Bases 74 to 703 code for a protein of 209 amino acids. The record is from RefSeq and is a predicted model, not a curated record. Gene Ontology annotation, molecular function: protein heterodimerization activity. Gene Ontology annotation, biological process: transcription by RNA polymerase II. Lineage: Eukaryota; Viridiplantae; Streptophyta; Magnoliopsida; Poales; Poaceae. The transcript is spliced from 5 exons.